Messenger RNA from Populus trichocarpa (black cottonwood), 1967 nucleotides. Its product is annotated as glycolate oxidase. Gene Ontology annotation, cellular component: peroxisome. NCBI's taxonomy places the organism in Eukaryota, Viridiplantae, Streptophyta, Magnoliopsida, Malpighiales, Salicaceae. Gene Ontology annotation, molecular function: oxidoreductase activity; FMN binding. The record is from RefSeq and is a predicted model, not a curated record. The transcript has 12 exons. Bases 569 to 1675 code for a protein of 368 amino acids.
UUUUUUUCUUUUCUAAUUGCCGCUGGAUAUGCAUUUCGAUGUUCUGUUAUGUGCAUGCAGGUUACAAACUUGAUCGAAAAACACUGUUGUUUGUAACCUCCAUAAUAUGAUAAUAAUCGCAUGUUGCCUUGGAUUCUGUGAAGCCAUAUGAACUUUCUGAAGGACUCCCUUUAAUUGUAUAUAACCUAUAAUAAGGUUAUGAGAAGUUGCAGAAUCAUGUUGUUUUGAAUUCUUGGAGGAUUCAUCAAUUUUGUAUGCAUCAUAACUGGAAAGGCAGUCAAGGAAGAACCUGUAUAUGGUUGACAGUGACUUUUAGUUCUGAGAAUUUGUGGUCUUUUGUUUCUGUGUUACUGCAAUUAAUUGAAUAGAAUAUGGUCUCCUAGAGAUUCUUUCUGCUGUUGUAGAAUUGUCAUUUUUCCUGUUUCCUUGUUAACUUUCUUCAUGUGUGCCACUUUUGUUCUCUGAUGUUCAUUUCGGGGUGGAUUUACAUGAUUUUAGUAUUUACAAAUCAUGUUCGUUGUGGCUUGACAAGAUUAUUGGAGAAAGCGCAAGCAACCAGUUAGAAGAGAUGGAUCAGAUAACAAAUGUAAUGGAGUAUCAGGAAAUUGCAAGGCAGAAACUGCCCAAGAUGGUUUAUGACUAUUAUGCAUCAGGUGCAGAGGACCAGUGGACACUUAAGGAGAACCGGAACGCCUUCUCUCGCAUUUUAUUUCGGCCACGCAUUCUUAUUGAUGUUAGCAAGAUUGACAUGUCAACAACUGUCCUGGGCUUCAAGAUUUCAAUGCCUAUCAUGAUUGCGCCAACAGCAAUGCAGAAAAUGGCUCACCCAGAAGGAGAGUAUGCAACAGCUAGAGCAGCUUCAGCAGCUGACACAAUCAUGACACUAUCCUCAUGGGCUACUUCUAGUGUUGAGGAGGUUGCUUCAACUGGGCCAGGCGUCCGAUUUUUCCAACUCUAUGUGCAUAAAGACAGGAAUGUGGUUGCCCAGCUCGUAAGAAGAGCUGAGAGGGCUGGUUUCAAGGCAAUUGCCCUCACUGUGGAUACUCCAAGACUUGGCCGUAGGGAAGCUGAUAUCAAAAACAGAUUUACAAUGCCACCAUAUUUGACUUUGAAGAACUUUGAGGGCUUAGACCUUGGCAAGAUGGAUAAGACUGAUGACUCUGGACUAGCAUCGUAUGUUGCUGAACAAAUUGAUCGGUCACUUAGCUGGAAGGAUGUGAAGUGGCUUCAGACAAUCACAUCAUUGCCGAUUCUAUUGAAGGGUGUACUCACUGCUGAGGAUGCAAGGCUAGCCGUACAGAAUGGGGCUGCAGGAAUCAUUGUCUCCAAUCAUGGAGCACGCCAGCUUGAUUACGUUCCUUCCACUAUUAUAGCCUUGGAAGAGGUUGUCAAAGCUGUACAAGGCCGUGUUCCUGUUUUUCUUGAUGGUGGAGUUCGGCGCGGAACAGAUGUUUUCAAGGCAAUGGCCCUUGGAGCAUCUGGAAUAUUUAUUGGAAGGCCAGUUGUCUUCUCAUUGGCCGCUGACGGUGAAGCUGGAGUUAGGAAGGUACUUCAGAUGCUUCGUGAUGAGUUUGAGCUGACGAUGGCUUUAAAUGGUUGCCGCUCGCUAAAGGAGAUUAGUCGCAACCACAUCGUGGCAGACUGGGACCCUCCCCGAGUUGUGCCAAAGUUAUAAGGUGGUUCGCACCUAGCAGCAAAUUGAAAUGGAGAGGUGAAAAGCUCAAGCCUGAGAGUGAAAUGGUUAAUUAGUAGUUGAAGCAGUUGAACUUGUGUAAUAACAUUGGAUACAUUAAUAUCCAUGACUGAACACUGCUUUCCCUGUCUUUUAUUUUCUCAGAUCGGGAUUUUGCUUUAAUGCAGCUCAGUCCUUUGAGAAGAACUGAAUAACCGAGCAGUGUUGUCUUGCUUUCAAGCUGUAACAGUUUCCUGGCUUUUUAUUUUUAGAAUACAUUGCUUUCAAGCUGUAA